AGUGCCCGGCUUUCCGGAAGUGCCCGCUCGCUGACAGAGAAGGGCUUUGCCAGAACGCGGCAAGGAGAGGGUUGUGGUUCUGGAGCUUUGGGUGACGGCUGCAGGAGCGACUCGGGGUUGAGGUGGGCUUCAGGAGAGAGCCGGGCGGCGGGAUGAUGGAAGAGGAGGAACUGGAGUUCGUAGAGGAGCUGGAAGCCGUGCUGCAGCUCACGCCUGACGUGCAGCUCGCCAUCGAGCAGGUGUUUCCAAGCCAGGAUCCUCUAGAUCGAGCAGAUUUCAAUGCUGUGGAGUAUAUCAAUACCCUAUUCCCAACAGAACAAUCUCUGGCAAACAUAGAUGAAGUUGUGAACAAAAUUAGACUGAAAAUAAGGAGACUGGAUGACAAUAUUCGAACUGUUGUAAGAGGUCAAACAAAUGUGGGGCAGGAUGGCAGGCAAGCACUUGAAGAGGCCCAGAAAGCUAUUCAGCAACUCUUUGGCAAAAUCAAAGAUAUCAAAGACAAAGCAGAAAAAUCAGAGCAAAUGGUUAAAGAAAUCACCCGCGAUAUUAAGCAGCUAGAUCAUGCCAAACGCCACCUGACCACCUCAAUCACAACGCUGAACCACCUGCACAUGUUAGCAGGUGGCGUGGAUUCCCUCGAAGCCAUGACCAGGCGAAGACAGUAUGGAGAAGUUGCUAACCUUCUUCAAGGUGUGAUGAAUGUUCUGGAGCACUUCUACAAGUAUAUGGGAAUUCCACAGAUCCGGCAGCUUUCUGAAAGAGUGAAAGCUGCCCAGACUGAGUUAGGACAGCAAAUCCUGGCUGAUUUUGAGGAAGCAUUUCCUUCCCAGGGCACCAAGAGGCCAGGAGGACCCAGCAAUGUCCUACGAGAUGCAUGUCUGGUUGCUAAUAUUUUGGAUCCUAGAAUCAAACAGGAAAUCAUCAAAAAGUUUAUUAAACAGCAUCUGUCAGAAUAUCUAGUACUUUUUCAAGAAAACCAAGAUGUUGCCUGGCUGGACAAAAUCGACAGACGCUAUGCCUGGAUAAAACGCCAGCUGGUGGACUAUGAGGAGAAAUAUGGUCGUAUGUUUCCACGUGAGUGGUACAUGACCGAGAGGAUUGCAGUAGAAUUUUGCCACAUCACAAGGACAGAACUUGCCAAGAUUAUGCGUACCAGAGCUAAGGAAAUUGAAGUGAAAUUGCUUCUUUUUGCUAUUCAAAGAACGACUAACUUUGAGGGGUUUCUCGCCAAACGCUUCUCCGGGUGCACCCUGACGGAUGGAACUCUGAAAAAACUCGAGUCUCCACCCCCAUCCACCAAUCCCUUCCUGGAAGAUGAGCCAGCACCAGAGAUGGAGGAACUGGCGAUGGAGAAAGGAGAUUUAGAUCAGCCAAAGAAGCCGAAAGCCCCAGACAAUCCAUUUCAUGGCAUUGUUUCCAAGUGUUUCGAGCCUCAUCUCUAUGUGUAUAUUGAGUCCCAGGACAAAAACCUUGGAGAGCUGAUUGACCGGUUUGUAGCCGAUUUCAAAGCCCAGGGGCCACCUAAGCCCAACACUGACGAAGGGGGUGCCGUGCUCCCCAGCUGUGCUGACCUCUUUGUCUACUACAAGAAGUGCAUGGUGCAGUGCUCUCAGCUCAGUACUGGGGAGCCAAUGAUCGCCCUGACCACCAUUUUCCAGAAGUACCUCCGAGAAUAUGCCUGGAAAAUCCUCUCUGGCAAUCUACCCAAAACCACAAGCAGCAGUGGAGGCCUGACCAUCAGCAGCCUCCUCAAGGAAAAGGAAGGCUCAGAAGUAGCCAAGUUCACUCUAGAGGAGCUCUGCCUCAUCUGCAGCAUCCUAAGCACAGCAGAGUACUGUCUGGCCACCACCCAGCAGCUAGAAGAAAAACUCAAGGAAAAAGUUGAUGUAAGUCUGAUUGAACGAAUCAAUCUGACUGGAGAAAUGGAUACGUUCAGCACUGUCAUCUCUAGCAGCAUCCAGUUGUUGGUUCAAGAUCUGGAUGCUGCCUGCGAUCCUGCCCUGACUGCCAUGAGCAAGAUGCAGUGGCAGAAUGUGGAGCACGUUGGUGACCAGAGCCCUUAUGUCACCUCUGUCAUUCUUCACAUUAAGCAGAAUGUCCCUAUUAUCCGUGACAACCUGGCUUCCACGCGGAAAUACUUCACUCAGUUCUGCAUUAAAUUUGCAAACUCCUUCAUUCCCAAGUUCAUCACCCACCUCUUCAAGUGCAAGCCAAUUAGCAUGGUGGGAGCAGAACAGCUGUUGCUGGACACCCAUUCCUUGAAGAUGGUCCUGCUCGAUCUACCUUCCAUUGGCUCACAGGUGGUGAGGAAAGCACCUGCCAGUUACACUAAGAUUGUUGUGAAAGGCAUGACUCGGGCGGAAAUGAUACUCAAGGUAGUGAUGGCCCCUCACGAACCAUUGGUGGUGUUUGUUGACAACUAUAUCAAACUCCUUACGGACUGCAACACAGAAACCUUCCAGAAGAUACUGGACAUGAAGGGGCUGAAGAGAAGCGAGCAGAGCAGCAUGCUGGAACUGUUGCGCCAGAGGCUACCCGCCCCGCCUUCAGGGCCAGAAGGCUCCAGCUCACUGUCCCUACUGGCUCCGACACCAGAACAGGAAUCAUCUCGUAUCCGCAAGCUAGAGAAACUGAUUAAAAAGAGACUGUAGGAGCUUACAGAGGGCACUUUUCUCCCCUGACCCGUGACCCUCAGCACCCCAUUGCCUGGAAGCCCCCCCCACCUCUCCUGUGCUCCCCCUGACUUUCAGAUCAUCAGUCUUGAAACUUCCUGGGACAUUUGGGUUGUUCAUGAGUCUUCCCCAUGACCUGUCUUGAUUCGCAUCCUGAUCAAGAAGCCAAGCAAGGGCAGGGUGAUGAAAAGCCUCCUUAGUUGGUCCCGGAUUCCUGCAGCAGAGGCAGUCGUGGGCGAAAGGGCCCUGCAGUCCAUUUGUGUUCCACCCGUCCAGUUGUUACUGGCCUCGCUGCCUCGCCUCUGCAGUCACAUCACCCGGCAUGUGGCCCCAUCUCCCGUGCCUGUGCAGGCAACUUGGGUAAGAAACCCUGGAUCUCCCCGCUUCCAUCUGCUGCUGUUUGAGGUUACCUCUGCAGCCAGGCCCUAAGAUUUGUCCUCCCUGCUCCAUGGGCUUGGCUCUGGGGCCCGAGUUGGCAAAUGACAGGUGGAGGACAUUGGCCUUGCCUUAUGAAGGCAGUGGAGACAGGAGCACUCUUCCUUGUAGAUCCAUUUCCUCGUACGUAUUGUCAUGACUGGGCCAGUGCAUUCUUCCCGUUUCUCCCUAACCCGCAGUCCUCUGUAUACAUCCAAGGAGAAAUUCCCACUGUAUCUCUCGCCCAGGAAGAUUGUGUGUGCCAGGCCUUGGAAGCAGGUGUCCUCUGUGCCAUGGGGCUCCUUGCUUGGGGGUGGGGGUAGACCCAUAUCUGCACACUCACUGCAUGACGUAAGCAGAUUAUUUUCUCCAUUUCUUUAUUCCCACCCUGCUCCUGACUUCUAGAGGAGGGAUUGCCUUCUGUGAAGAGAAACUAAGAUGUUUUCCUAGAAAGAUUGUCCUAGGCUUUCUCCUCAGAUGAAGCUGUGGGACAGUGCAGGAGGCCUGGGCCCUCUAAUCCCCUUCCUGCCCAUUUAUUUUCAAGCCCAAAUUACUUUCCAGAAUGAUCUGAAACAACAAAGGUGAUGUGAAGUGCCAGAAUGACAUAUGACUUUAUUACUAACGGGAAAGAACCCAGGGCCAUGGCUACCUUGGGAACAGAAUGUUGACCUUAAACACAUGCUCAGAGCCUGGCCCAGCCCAGAACACACCCCCACCCCUGACCCUGGCCGGCCCGUCCUGCCCACUGGCACGCAGCCAGCACAGCUUGGCAGAAGAGAACCUCGUAGAACUGCCUCAGUCCUCACAUGGUCCUGCAGUGCAAGAAUGGGCAGCGUUAUCAGGUAGCUGCCCUGAUUUGCCAGGUUCACAGGGACCCCGAACCCCAGCUCACCGUGCCCACAGCCUCGGGGGGGCCCACUGUUGGUGUGGGCAUUCUUCGGGAAUUUGGAACAAGUUGCUGGCCAGGUGGAGAGAGAGCUGAGGAGGAAGGAGGAGCUCUUUACAGAGAAGGCACAUAACAGGCCUGGGGAUAAAAUUGGGAUAUCAAAUAGCACUCAGAAAUGGGUUUUCAGGGGCGCCUGGGUGGCUCAGUUGGUUAAGCAACUGCCUUCGGCUCAGGUCGUGAUCCUGGAGUCCUGAGAUCGAGUCCCGCAUCGGGCUCCCUGCUCAGCG
Callorhinus ursinus (northern fur seal) is the source of this 4259-nucleotide messenger RNA. RefSeq names its product VPS53 subunit of GARP complex (gene VPS53). The record is from RefSeq and is a predicted model, not a curated record. Gene Ontology annotation, biological process: retrograde transport, endosome to Golgi. Gene Ontology annotation, cellular component: GARP complex. NCBI's taxonomy places the organism in Eukaryota, Metazoa, Chordata, Mammalia, Carnivora, Otariidae.